CUUAACCUGAAAUAUCACGUGCAUUAGUUAGCACCUUGUUGGAAGUUUUUACUCUUUAGACUUCACUGUACUCUUCUUUAGUUGCGCGACUGCUGCCGAACGAUGUGUGUUUUAUUCGUGUUUUAGAAACCUAAUCCGCUGGCUGGGCGCGGGAAGGGUAAAGGGAAAUGGUCGUUCUGAAUCGUGCCAAGACCGGAGUGGCCGAGUGGCCCGGACUGGACUCUGGUCACUGGUCUGACCCCCAUAGCUGCCCCCGAUUUAACUGGUAGUCGCCACACCACGAGCGCACGUACUUAUGAAUAAACCAACGAGGUGACUGGAGGAGGCGAGUGCGAGUCUCGUCUUGCCCACCGUCCCCAGAAGACGAAGGCGGCGUCAGGAAACAGAUACCUCCCCUCCCCUUUUCCUCUUGACCGCAAACCCGCAAAGUUACUCUGCCGCCGUGACCCUGAUCUGCUUUUUUUCUCGACCCACAAUCAAGAUCAGAGACGCGAGGAGGAGAGGAGAGGUCCACUGAGCCACAGGCGAGGCGCGGCGAGGCGAGGCCCUAACCAAGCCAGCAUGCAGGAGCUGGUGAGAGCGGUGGGAGUGCACGGCCCUCGCUCCUGCCGCCAGAGUCAGCCUCUGGCCCAGUCUCUGCCCCGGCAGAGUCUCGGCGGUCUUCUCCAUGCGGGGGAACGCUGGCACAGUCCGCCCCCCUGGCUAGGAAGCGCCAAAGUCGCCUGCAGAGAAAUGUCCCACAGCAACAGUUCAUCUGGGCGCAGCUAUGAGGAUGCCGUUGCAGCUCUUAAUUCACUUCAAAGCAAUGCCGCCUACAUCAAUAAAUUGGUCAAGGAUGGAGUGCGAUCUACAAAUGAUGAUAACCGGUUGUUAAGUUGUGCAGAAAUGAUUGGUUUGGGUCCAAAUGAACUUUCAAAUCUCUCUGUCAUUCAUGUGGCUGGCACCAAAGGCAAGGGAUCAACAAGUGCUUACUGUGAGUCCAUUUUGCGGCACAAUGGUUUUCGUACUGGAUUUUUUUCUUCACCACAUUUAGUAUCAUUAAGGGAGCGUAUUCGAUUAGAUGGACGCCCCAUAUCGACCCUUAAAUUUACAAGCUACUUUUGGAAAACAUACGAUUUGUUGUUGGGCCAAAAGAUCCCUCCUUCAAGUAUGCCUCCUUACUUUGCAUUUUUAACCCUGAUGGCCUUCAGGUUGUUUCUCGAAGAGAAAGUGGAUGUUGCUAUUGUAGAGGUAGGAAUCGGAGGAGAGCGAGACUGUACUAACAUUUUGCAAAAUGUAUCUGUAGUUGGUAUUACCUCCCUUGGCAUAGAUCACACUGCUUUGCUUGGUAACUCAUUGCCUAGCAUAGCUUGGCAAAAGGCAGGAAUUCUAAAACCUACUGCUGUAGCAUACACUGUACCAGGUCAUGCUCCUGAGGCUCUUGAAGUCAUAAGACAAAGAUCUAUUGAACGUAUGUGCCCUGUUGAAGUUGUGCCAUCUCUGGAUCAGUAUUUAUGGCCUACCCUGCAAUCACGGGAAGCUGCUCUAUCUCUGUUCUGGACGCAACAAAUCAAUGCUUCCUUGGCUUUGCAGCUAACAAAUGCGUGGUUUCAAAGACGUUUAUUGUCAAAUUCUGUCAAUACAGUUUUGCCUCCAAAUGCCACUCUGAAGGAAGCCCCAUCUUUUUCAAUCUCUGAAGAAACCGCCACUGGACUGCUAGCUUGUCGCUGGCCGGGUAGAAACCACAUUCUGGAAUCAGAUUGUGGCCGUAUUAGGUACUUUUUGGAUGGAGCCCAUACCGUUGAAAGUAUGAGUGCAUGUGUGGAGUGGUACAAAAGAUCACUGCCCAUGAGGCCUGGCCUUCGACAUGCCCUUCUUUUAAACAUGACAGGAGAUAGAGAUUGUCUACAAAUAAUGAAGCCUUUGUUUUCUUGUGCAUUUGACAAAGUCUUCUUUAGCCCAAAUAUUUUCCACUCUCCCAUUUCAAAAGGUGACUCAGUGAAUCUCAGAGUGACUACAUCAAGUCAACUGAAGCAGACUAGAGCCUUAUAUGAUCUUUGGGUGGCCAAGUAUCAGAAUGUCGAAACUAAUGGAAAUGAUAGUAACAUGUGCUCUGCAUCUCCUAAAGUAUAUCUGAAGAACUCAGUCAAUGAUGCUCUUGCAGAAUUACAAGAUGAAAAUAUGGAAUGGUGUGUUCUUGUGACUGGUUCCCUACAUUUGGUAGGAGCUGUUUUAAGUGUCAUUGACCCAGAAUUAAUCAAGUCUGAGAAAUCAUAGAAUUAGGAACAUAUGGUGUAACAGAUAAAACUUAUUUCUCUCUUAACAAUUCAAUCAGGGACAGCAUUAGAAUUAAUAUUUUUAAACUUCAUUUUAGAUAUUUUUGAAAUAGACUGAGAUUUAUAUUUUUA
Thrips palmi is the source of this 2387-nucleotide messenger RNA. Its product is annotated as folylpolyglutamate synthase, mitochondrial-like. Lineage: Eukaryota; Metazoa; Arthropoda; Insecta; Thysanoptera; Thripidae. Gene Ontology annotation, molecular function: ATP binding; tetrahydrofolylpolyglutamate synthase activity. The record is from RefSeq and is a predicted model, not a curated record. Gene Ontology annotation, cellular component: cytosol; mitochondrion; cytoplasm. The coding region runs from base 562 to 2256 and encodes 564 amino acids. The transcript is spliced from 9 exons. Gene Ontology annotation, biological process: tetrahydrofolylpolyglutamate biosynthetic process.